AUGGCUGAAACAGCAUACAAUACUUUCAUCCUGCCUAAGGGCCUUGUUUCUUUCAUCAUGCCUAAAGCUGAAACAGACCUGUGGAUGAAACAGACAGGGACUGAGUUCCUAGAGUUUUCUGAAGUCUCAUCACAAUCAGGAACAUAUGCCAUCGUUACAGAGUUGAUGUGUUGCUUUGAACAGUUCUGCAUCAACUUUGCAAAUGAAAAACUUCAGCAACACUUUAAUGAGCAUGUAUUCAAGAUGGAACAGGAGGAGUACAAAAGCGAGGAAAUUAAUUGGAGCUACAUUGAGUUCAUUGACAAUCAGGAUGUGCUGGAUUUGAUUGAAAAGUACGUGAUGGUUGUUCUCAAGGGUUCGGUGCCUAUGGCAUUUGGAGGUACCCAGGAGCCCACAGCUUACGGUGAGCUGGUUUCCAUUGGAGUCCUGAACCUUGAUGUGAAUAAGAAGCUGAGUGCUGGCAUUGCUUCUAUCCUGGAGUCAAAGUUGUCCGUACCCAAGUCGCGCAUCUACCUCAAGUUCUAUGACUCAAAGGUAAGCAGCCACUUGUACUUGGUCACCUUAUGUAGUUUGGCUGUGGCAUGA
Miscanthus lutarioriparius is the source of this 585-nucleotide messenger RNA. The record is from the annotation of a GenBank genome assembly. NCBI's taxonomy places the organism in Eukaryota, Viridiplantae, Streptophyta, Magnoliopsida, Poales, Poaceae.